GGCAGACGAGGGCGCUGUUUCAACAAAACAAACUCGCUUCUACUGUCCGUGCUGUAGAAGAAGAUCUACUUGCGACUCAAAAUGGCUUUGAGAGCUGCUCUGAGAGGUCUCCUCUCCUGCAGCAGUCAUGGCAGGUUAUGUGCGUCCUCCAUUUCCUUCAGUCAAAGGAACAACUCCAGCUCAGCCCACCUCAAGGUGGAUCAUGACCAAACUACAGGCGUGGCCGUGAUGCACAUGCAGAGUCCUCCGGUCAACAGCCUCAGUCUAGACUUCCUCACAGAGAUCUGCAUCACCUUGGAGAAGCUGGAGAUGGACAAAGGCUGCCGAGGCCUCAUCAUCACCUCGAGCCAGCCCAAGGUGUUCUCCGCCGGCCUGGAUAUCCUGGAGAUGUACGGGAAGAGCCCGGAGCGCUGCGGAGAGUUCUGGAAGGCCGUGCAGGAGAUGUGGCUGAAGCUUUACGGCUCCAACAUGGUCACCAUAGCAGCCAUCAACGGCUCCAGUCCUGCAGGCGGCUGUCUGAUGUCGAUUACGUGCGACUACAGGAUCAUGGCGGACAACCCUCGUUACAGCAUCGGGCUGAACGAGACCAUGUUGGGCAUAGUGGCACCUUUUUGGUUUAAAGAGACCAUGGUAAACACGGUGGGCCACCGGAACACAGAGAUAUCUCUGGAGCUAGGGCUGCUCUACAAGCCUGCUGAGGCCCUGAACAUAGGACUGGUGGAUCAGCUGGUGCCUGAAGACCAGGUCCUCUCUGCUGCCACUCAGACCAUGACCAAGUGGCUGGCCAUUCCAGAACACGCCCGACAGAUCACCAAGUCCAUGAUGAGGAAAUCAACGAUUGAAAAACUGCGUUCCAACAGAGAGGCCGACAUCCAGAACUUUGUCAACUUCAUCACAAAAGAGUCCAUCCAGAAGUCACUGCGCAUGUACAUGGAGAUGCUGAAACAGAAGAAGGCCUAGGGUUCACAGUCUCUCACACACACACAGAAUAACUGAAUGCAGAACUUUAUAGCUCAUCUUUGUGUGUUCCCAUGGGAACGACCCAAGAAUUAAAUACAGCAAAGGUCUGAAGGGUUUAUUGUACGUAAAACACACCUUCAUUGGUUUUUGCUCUGAUUUUCUAUCAUCUUGAUUUAAAAAAAAAAA
This is a messenger RNA of Poecilia latipinna (sailfin molly), 1146 nucleotides long. RefSeq names its product enoyl-CoA delta isomerase 1 (gene eci1). Bases 82 to 960 code for a protein of 292 amino acids. The transcript is spliced from 7 exons. The record is from RefSeq and is a predicted model, not a curated record. Gene Ontology annotation, molecular function: delta(3)-delta(2)-enoyl-CoA isomerase activity. Gene Ontology annotation, biological process: fatty acid beta-oxidation. NCBI's taxonomy places the organism in Eukaryota, Metazoa, Chordata, Actinopteri, Cyprinodontiformes, Poeciliidae. Gene Ontology annotation, cellular component: mitochondrion.